CUGGAAAUGUAUGAAUGGUGUUGUUUUGUUACGCGUGCGUUUUUGUACGGAUGCCCAUCUGUCGUAUGAUACGCGAUACGCCGACGUCUCGACAAGACCCGACGUCCGGCUUCGCUUGCCGCCGUUACCGAAGGUCUUCUCACGCUUGCUGAUAAAAGUGCCGACGCCUGCCGAGGAAAGAAAUGGCUCCGCAAGUCAUACGCGCCGCGACCUACCUUAGCCCCGGAAUCCCCGUAGAGUUCUUUCAGGCCGUGCUGGAUUACCUCGAGCAGAGGCUGGACGUGCACACCACGUUGACUUACGAGUCCCGCUGGUUCGGACCUCCAGCCGACCGGCGCGACCCUUUUGCCCACGGAGACGUCGACAUUGCCUUCAUGAGCCCGCUCGCUUUCGUCCGCAUGCACGAUGCGGGCAACGAGCACGUCGAGCUGCUACCAGUUUCGUCCGUGCACAAGCACAGCAAGGGUGGCGACGAUGCGGGCCACUUCGCGGACGUAAUCGUCAACGCCGACUUGAAGGCAGCCAACGUCGACUCGUUCGAGAAACUACGCGGCUGCCGGUGGGCCUAUACGGGCCCGGAGUCCUUCAGCGGCAAUCAGAUAACUCUCCAGGUGCUCAAGCGACGCGGCGAGACGGCAACGUUUUUUGGCAACAAGCUGCCCUCGAAGUCGCACCUGGACUCCAUCUACAUGGUUCUCAACAAGCAAGUGGACGCCGCCGCUGUAGACGCGAACUGCUUGGCGCUGUUCUUCGACCGCAACCCGUUCUACAAGGAUCAGGUGUUCGUGAUCGAGUCCUGGGGAUCGCUGCCCCCGUACCCCAUAGUUGUCAGGAGAGAGCUGCCCCAGGAAACCAAGCUGGCCCUUAAAGACGCGUUACUCGAGAUGUCGCAGUUCUCCGAGGGCGCCAAGCAGCUCGCUCAGUUCAGAGUAAAGCGAUUCGCGCCUGUCAGCAUGGAUCAGUUCCUGGCAUUCAAGGAGGACGUGAGAGAAACGUCAAAGCUUACCUUUGACUCGGUGUAUUACUGAAAUACUCGAACGGCGUUUCCUCGAAGGACCGAGACCAUAUAUAAUGUAUACGCGGCUAUAUAUAAUUGCCGCUCGCUUAGCGUACUUAAAGAAAAAAAAAGACGAAAGCCGUAUCUAGCUUCUUUAAUAUAAUCGUGGUUAAGGCAUGUAGAGAAGGAAUUGCUUGCUUUAACGAGUUGACUUUUAAAUACUGUGAUAGUAUUCACGUGCUCAAAAUGUGCUGCUUGGCAAGUUGUGUUCUUGGGCUCAAGUGGCCAUAGAUUUAGCGAAAUACCGCAACAUUAUUUGUGCCCAACAAACUUCCAUAACACGAGGAAUUUUCUGGGUAAAUAUUUUAGGCGGUAGGCAUAUCCAAGCCCGUUGUCAACUUCUCUAUCUAGCUCCUGAAUAUAAUCGUGGUUAAGGCAUGUAAAGAUAGCAUUGCUUGCUUUAAAGGGGCCCACAACUGGCCACGUUUUAGAGAGUUUCUGGUGGAAACGAAAAGACCGUGAAUUGACGUAACCAUUCUUUUGGUGAGCUAAGUGCAGCCUAGCGGGACAGCCUUGAAGCUUGAUUAUGAAGUCUAUUUCUUUGCUGCACGUAACCUCAUAGUCUGGUGCUGUCAUGUGCACCAUAUUAAUUAUUGCACAUUAUUGACCACCACCCUAAAAAUUCUGUGCUUACUUGGUACAAAGCAGGGUGACAAGUGGUCUAUGUGGAGUCAAGGAACAUGCGCAGUAAACCACCGUGCUAAAACGCAAAUCGCUCUCGCAUGCAAUGUUUGCAACAUGCAUUGUCCCCUGUGUAUAGCUUUAUAUGCACCACAGAUAGAAAACUUGUUUAGAAAUGUUUUGUGGCAUUUUCCACGUUACCAAUCCGCCGUUAGAUACUCGUACUGGUAACCUUUUCUUUGUGCUGAAGAAAAUAGCUACAAUUAAAAUUAGUAGUCGGUCCCUUUGACGAGUAGGCUCUUGGAUAGUGUGAUGGUAUUUUCUACAUGCUCAGUGUGUGUUGUUCGGCAAGUUAUGUGUUUGGGCACAAGUGUAGCUUUAGCAAAAGACCAGUUGUUAUUGUUUAUGCCCCACAAACCUCUCUGAAUGUUGUGAAAUCCUAUCCUGUUCGUCGCAAGUGGACUUUCACUGUUCCUUCUUAUGCAAUAUUCCGAAGCAAACCUUUUGGUAGUAGCAUUUUUCUGGGAAUGUGUUGGAGUAUAUUACGUAUCCAAGUUUUUAAUUGGGAGGUUUGUUUGCAUUGGUGUAACAACUCAUGUGUGCAUGAGUAGUGUGAAAAUGAAGCUGGUGCUGGGCAAGUGAGAUAAUGUGCUGAUAGUAAUCUGUAUAGAUUUCUUUAUUAAAUAUAUAUAAUUUUUUACAUUUCAGGAGUGUUUAGGCCAGUCUGAAUAAAACAUGGUGAUCUAAC
Rhipicephalus microplus (southern cattle tick) is the source of this 2426-nucleotide messenger RNA. RefSeq lists its product as uncharacterized. The record is from RefSeq and is a predicted model, not a curated record. Lineage: Eukaryota; Metazoa; Arthropoda; Arachnida; Ixodida; Ixodidae.